AUGCAUGAUCUCAUACAUGAACUUGCUAGAAAAGUAGCAAAAGAGUCUGCAAAAUUUACAGAUUGUAGAAAUGAUUUUGAAGAAAAAGUUCACCAUCUAAUAAUUGAUAGUAAUGAAGGUCUGGCUACCUGGUUUCGCUCAAGUAAUUAUCCAGGUAAAAGUUUGCGUACUAGUUUGAGUUAUUGUGAUUUCACAAAUAGCGAUGUGGAUGCUAUUAUUUCAAGUUGUAAUCACUUAAGGGCAUUUGACUUGAGUUUUUCUAUCACUCAAACAUUACCAGAUAAAUUUGAUAAAUUAUUACACUUGAGGUACCUUGAUCUGUCAAAUAAUGAUGAAUUGGAGAUGCUCCCUAAAUCGAUCGCCAAGCUUCACAAUCUACAAAUGUUAAAACUAUUUAAAUGCAGACAACUAAAGGAGUUGUCUCAUGACACAAACAAACUAGUAAAUCUUAGAGUGUUGGACAUAGAUGAGUGUGGUAGCUUGCUUUAUAUGCCAGCAGGGAUGAAUAAAUUAAUAUAUCUUCACACACUACCGUUGUUUUUAUUGUAUGAUUUUGAUGAACUAAGGCAUAUUAAAAAAGGCAAGGUCAUAGAGUUGAUGACUCUUUUUAAUAGCCUCAGAGGUUUUAUCAAAGUUCAUCAUAAUUCAGGCAACCUUAAUUUUUCAAAAUUAGAUAUUAUGCAUGCUACACUACAGUCUUUAAAAUUAAUAUGCAUAUUAGUUUCUGGUCACAAAGAAGGUCACGAGUCAGCGCUGGAGAGCCUGUUAUUUAGUAACCAAUUUCACGAGAUGAAGGUGGAGAAUUAUGGUGGUACCAUGUUGCCAAGUUUGACGCCAAGGCUUAUGAGCAUCGAGUUGGAAAGAUGUGAUGAGUUGCAAUACAUCCCAUCAUCACUGAGUCAACUUUGUCAUCUCAAAUAUUUUAAACUUAAGGAGUUGAAGAAUGUAGAGUUCAUAAAGUAUGAUGCACCAUCUUCAUCAGCUAUAUUCUUCCCCUCUCUUGAGAAGUUAGAGAUACGUGAGAUGCAAAAAUUAAAGGGAUUGUGGAUGGAGGAUGUUGUUUUCGUUCCAUCAUUUUCUAAACUCCUCUUUUUGAAAAUUUCGUAUUGCAACAGAUUGACAUACUUUGUCAGUGAAGCACUGACAUUUUGUAUGGGAGGAGGCGGUGUUCAAAGCAUUCCAAUCUCAUUGAAGAGGUUGAGAAUAAAUAACUCAUACAUUUUCAAUUCCCUAUUUAGGGAGUGUGUGGGAAGCGUUGAUCGCAUCGAAUUGAGUGAUAUAGAAAAUUUGGGAGCCCUUAGAGAGGGACUUCAAAGCUGUGGCACUUCUGUUCGAAACCUUGUGAUUGGGUAUUGUAGGGGCUUGGAGAAUCUGGGAUCAACAUGGAAAUCUCUUCACUCUCUUACUUCCUUGGAAUUACAUAAGUGCAAGGUGAUUCUACCAAAGGGAAUUCAGUACUUGACCUCACUGCAAUUUCUAGAAUUACAUGACUGUGAACUCAAAUCGCUGCCAGAGGAAAUGUGCCACCUCACUUCCCUCAAUACCCUUACAAUGACAUGGAGCAGCCCUGAGAUCAAGGAUAGAUGCCGGAAACCAGACGGGGAAGACUGGCCCAACAUAUGCCACAUCCCGAAUCUGCAUAUACACUGA
Messenger RNA from Chenopodium quinoa (quinoa), 1650 nucleotides. Its product is annotated as putative disease resistance protein RGA1. The transcript has a single exon. Bases 1 to 1650 code for a protein of 549 amino acids. NCBI's taxonomy places the organism in Eukaryota, Viridiplantae, Streptophyta, Magnoliopsida, Caryophyllales, Amaranthaceae. The record is from RefSeq and is a predicted model, not a curated record.